Messenger RNA from Papaver somniferum (opium poppy), 3192 nucleotides. RefSeq names its product formin-like protein 6. Gene Ontology annotation, biological process: actin cytoskeleton organization; actin nucleation. The record is from RefSeq and is a predicted model, not a curated record. Gene Ontology annotation, molecular function: actin filament binding. Bases 177 to 2810 code for a protein of 877 amino acids. NCBI's taxonomy places the organism in Eukaryota, Viridiplantae, Streptophyta, Magnoliopsida, Ranunculales, Papaveraceae. The transcript is spliced from 4 exons.
AGAAAACGAAAGCACCAGAAUCUUUACUGCCACUCUCCUUCUUUCUUCCCCUUUCCUCAUUAAAAAUUUGCAGACAAAAUACUUAACCUACAGAACCUUCUUUUCUGUCAGUAAAACAAAAACAAGAACCCCAGAUUUACAAACCCCAAGUUUACUAAUUCUCAUUCAAUCACAAAAUGAAGGCAAAAAAUAUGUUCUUGUUUUUAUUUUUAUUAGUUGUAAUUUCAGCAAUCUUAGAUCUUUCAGACAGUUAUACAGAGAUUGAGCUUCUGGGAAUGGAAAUUCACAGAAGAAUUCUACAUCAACCAUUGUUUCCAGCCACAACACCACCAGCAACCACCACAGAACCACCACCUUCAACAGCAGCUCAAAUUCCAGACCCAUCAAAGCAACCAUUUUUCCCAGAAACCCCAAAUGGGACACAAACCACCCCCACAGAUCAAACCCCAACUACUAAUCCAACUACUCCAUCACCAUUAAAUGUAUCUCCACAGGUUCCAGUUGCAACUUCAGCAAAUCCAACUAAAAAAGUUGCAGUAGCAAUUUCAGUUGGGAUUGUAACAUUAGGUAUGUUAUCUGCUUUAGCAUUUUUUCUGUAUAAACAUAGGCAUAAACAUUCCACUGAAUCAUCAUCACAAAAACUUGUUGGAACAAGAAAUUCACAACAACAACAGCAAGAAUCAAUGCCACCCACUUCUGAAUUCCUCUAUUUAGGUACAAUGGAACCCGCUUCGAAUCGAAGAGUGAGUAAUUCUAAUUCUUCUGAUACUAAUAAUUAUAGUAAUGGUUCACCAUAUCAUAAAUUGCAAUCACUCCGUAGAUCAGAAUUGAAUCAUCCAAGUCCUGAAUUACAACCAUUACCACCAUUGACUAGAAAUCCACUCGGUGGCGAUUCGUCGCCUCCCAAUAUAUCAUAUGAAGCUCCUUAUAGAACAUCUCCUUCUGCAAUGUCAUCAGAAGAUACAUUUUAUAGUCCUCAGAAUGAAGCUGUGGGUGAAAGUCCUCCGAUUCAUCGAGGGAUUUUCUUUGGUAAUUUCAAGUCUAGUGUUAUUAGUACUACUCCCCAUUCUAAGAGAACGUCUCCGAAAUCUCGUCUUUCCAUUUCGUCUUCUCCUGAUGUUAAAUUGUCUGAGUUGAGACAAGCACCACCUCCACCUCCACCACCGCCAAUACUACAACCUCCAAGAAAUCAAGUUCCGAGAAGGAAUACAAAAUAUCAAUCUCCACCAGGACCACCACCUAAUUUAAUGAUUCCUAAGGUUGUAAAUGAUACAAGUCCAAGAAAUUUGAGAAGUAGCUCGUCGGUUCCGCUCCCACCACGGCCACCACCGCCUCCGCCACCCCUAGGAACCGCAAGAUCUUUAGAAGCAAAAGAUUCAACAGUACCUAGGCCGCAGUUUGUGGCGCCUACGCCUAAGCCGGCAAUUCGAGCUGAUAUCUCAUCACCUGUUGUGGAGGAGCAUAAUGAGGUAGAAGAUGGUGAUGGUGGUAGACCAAAGCUAAGGCCUUUGCAUUGGGAUAAAGUACGAGCGACUUCAGAUCGAGUAAUGGUGUGGGAUCAGUUGAAUUCCGGAUCAUUUCAAGUGAAUGAGGAUAUGAUAGAGACCCUUUUCGGGCAAAAUCAAGCUCCAACAGAAUCAAACAGAAGAUCAAGUUUUCCUCCUGUUCCGAAAGAAAACCAGGUGUUGGACCCAAAGAAGUCACAGAACAUAGCUAUACUUUUAAGGGCGUUGAAUGUCACUCAAGAUGAAGUUUCUGAAGCACUUCUAGAUGGUAAUCCUGAAGGUUUAGGUACUGAGCUUUUAGAAACUUUGGUGAAAAUGGCCCCAACCAAAGAGGAAGAACUAAAGCUGAUAAACUACAAUGAUGACUUAUCAAAACUAGGUUCUGCAGAGAGAUUCCUGAAGGCCGUCUUGGAUAUACCGUUUGCCUUUAGAAGAGUUGACGCCAUGCUAUACAGAGCCAAUUUUGAAGCAGAAAUAAACUACCUGAAAAAAUCUUAUGAAACCUUAGAGGCAGCAUGUGGAGAAUUGAGAAAUAGUCGGCUAUUCCUAAAGCUUCUAGAAGCUGUUCUCCAAACAGGGAACCGAAUGAAUGUUGGCACAAAUAGAGGUGAUGCAAGAGCUUUUAAGCUUGAUACACUCCUAAAACUUGUUGAUAUAAAAGGAACCGAUGGAAAGACAACGCUGCUCCAUUUUGUUGUACAAGAGAUUAUUAGAUAUGAAGGUGCCAGUGCUAAACGUGCUCAGGAAAAUCCUCUGAGUGAAACAAAGCCAGGAGUGAAAGAAGAUGACGUGAAGAAACAAGGUUUGCAGGUCGUCGCUGCACUAAGUAGAGAACUUGGGAAUGUUAAGAAAGCAGCUGGAAUGGACUCUGAUGUCUUAAGCUGCUAUCUUUUGAAGCUUGAGAAGGGACUUGAGAAAGUUAGGUUGGCAUUGCAAAAUGAGAAUUCAAAAACCGAGGGGAAGUUUUUUGGGGAAAUGAAGUUGUUUCUUAGUGAAGCUAAGGAGGAAAUCCUUCGAGUUAAAGGUGAUGAGAAAAAAACUUUAUCCCACGUAAAGGAGGUCACAGAAUAUUUUCAUGGAGAUACUGCAAAAGAGGAACCACAUCCAUUCAGAGUGUUCAUGAUUGUUAGAGAUUUUCUCUCUGUGUUGGAUCAUGUAUGCAAAGAAGUGGGAGAGCUACAAAAAAGAACAGUGGUGGGAGCUUCUAGAUCGUUCCGAGUCCCUGCAAACACUUCUUUACCUGUUCUUAACAGAUUCAACACAAGAGAACAGGGAAGCCCAGAUUGGGAUACGAUGUCUCCGUAAAAUUGUGAAAACCAAGCACUUGAGUCUCACCAGAAAGGAUAACUAUGAUUUCAGUCUCCGUAAAAUUGUGAAAACGAAGCACUUGAGUCUCACCAGAAGGGAUAACUAUGAUUUCAGUCUAUACAUAGUAUACAAGCAGAGGGGAAUAUGACUAUUACUAAGCAGGCCACGGCAGUCGAAGUCACGGGAAACAGGAAAAGGAAAAUCGUAGUUGUGGUUGUGGGUUCAGGAGCUAUGAUAAUGUGAAAUCAUGAACUUCCCACAGGAUUGAACAGUCACAGACUGACAGCUUCCGCUGAAAGCAAAUACAUACACUGAUGAACACACUGUAGAGGCCUUUUAUAGUUCUCAGAGUAGAAAUGUCAUUUGAAGAUUUCAAGCA